Ostrinia furnacalis (Asian corn borer) is the source of this 1201-nucleotide messenger RNA. RefSeq names its product Transmembrane protein stas (gene stas). Lineage: Eukaryota; Metazoa; Arthropoda; Insecta; Lepidoptera; Crambidae. Gene Ontology annotation, cellular component: endoplasmic reticulum membrane. The record is from RefSeq and is a predicted model, not a curated record. The coding region runs from base 213 to 1148 and encodes 311 amino acids. The transcript is spliced from 5 exons. Gene Ontology annotation, biological process: autophagosome assembly.
CAAUCUCAGAACUGUCAUUCUCAUUCGUAUCGUGAAUCGAUUUUAAAAUUUUGUUUAACAAUUUUAUUUCAGAAAUACUUUAUAAAUAAAUUGUACCAGCAUUUUAAUAUAAGCGUACGCUGACCUUUCAAUAGAAAAAAUACGUGCAGUAUUCAUCGGAAUAUCUAUCAAUCUUAAAAUAUUUUUUAACAUUAAUCAGGUCAGGAAACACAAUGGUUCGUCAAAGAAAUUCUCGCACAACCGAUGAAGCAGGUGAUGUUCAAGAACCCAUCGUUUCUUCCACCGUUGACAUUCCUUUCCCAACUAUCACGAAGCCAAGAGUAUGCAAUAUACGACAAGAACGUAUUGGACUCUUCUAUCCUCUCCCUAUAACAAACUAUCAACCCAUGGUCACUACUACUACUGAUAAGAACAUAACUACUUCAAAGUCUCUCUUUCUUGUGCUGAUAAUCUUUGUAUCUUCUGUGAUGACUUUGGCACUCGUUUAUACCCAAUUCCCAGAUUUAGAAGAACAUGAGAAACCUCAUGUAAAACUGCCAUGGGAUUUGGAAGAGGCUAAGCAACUGGGACUUGUAUUGGAUCGCUACAAAGACAAAUACUUUUAUGAAGUAAUGUUUGGAGUGUUUGUCAUUUAUAUUUUUUUGCAAACAUUUGCAAUACCUGGAUCAAUUUUCCUGAGUAUACUUUCAGGAUUUCUAUUCCCAUUUUAUUUAGCUCUUCUUUUAGUUUGUUGUUGCUCAGCAAUUGGAGCAAGUUUAUGUUUCUUUUUGUCUAAUUUACUUGGGAAGAAGCUUGUGAACAGAUAUUUUCCAGAAAGAGCAGCACAAUGGUCAAAAGCUGUUGAAAAGCACAAAAAUAACUUGCUGAACUAUAUUAUAUUUCUGAGAGUGACUCCAUUUUUGCCCAAUUGGUUUAUAAAUAUGACUGCACCUGUAAUAGGUGUGCCUCUCAUUCCAUUUACUCUAGGAACAUUUAUUGGAGUGGCACCUCCAUCAUUUGUUGCCAUCCAAGCUGGUCAAACACUGCACUCCCUGACAUCCACAAGUGAUGCUUGGUCAUGGACAUCAAUCAUCGUUCUUAGUGCCUUUGCAUUAAUAUCACUGAUCCCAGUAUUAUUAAAGAAUAAACUACAGGAAAAAUUUGAUUGAAUAUGAACUAGUAAUUUUUAGUUAAAUGUAUUUAAUAUUUAUUAAAUAAAUUU